Messenger RNA from Penicilliopsis zonata CBS 506.65, 4089 nucleotides. RefSeq lists its product as hypothetical. The record is from RefSeq and is a predicted model, not a curated record. NCBI's taxonomy places the organism in Eukaryota, Fungi, Ascomycota, Eurotiomycetes, Eurotiales, Aspergillaceae. Gene Ontology annotation, molecular function: iron ion binding; xanthine dehydrogenase activity; molybdopterin cofactor binding. The transcript is spliced from 4 exons. Bases 1 to 4089 code for a protein of 1362 amino acids.
AUGGCUCCAGGGAUCGUCGCAGAGCUGCCGGUGCUGUCAGAGCUAGUGCCCGGGGCUUCCUCGUUGGCACAGCUUACGGAGGAAUGGGACGACACCGUUCGUUUCUAUCUGAACGGCACCAAAGUCAUAGUCGACUCUGUUGACCCGGAAGUCACGCUUCUAGAGUAUUUGAGGGGGAUAGGUUUGACGGGGACGAAGCUUGGAUGCGCAGAGGGAGGGUGCGGGGCAUGCACGGUGGUGGUCUCCCAUAUGAACCCGACGACAAGAAAGCUAUACCACGCAUCGGUGAACGCCUGUCUCGCGCCUCUCGUCAGUGUCGAUGGGAAACAUGUUAUCACGGUGGAAGGGAUCGGGGACGUGAAGAACCCACACGCUGUACAGCAGAGGAUUGCUGUCGGGAAUGGGAGCCAGUGCGGGUUCUGCACACCGGGCAUCGUGAUGAGUCUCUACGCCCUUUUACGAAAUACCCCGAAUCCCUCGGAACAUGAAGUGGAGGAGGCAUUCGACGGCAAUCUUUGUCGAUGUACUGGAUACCGGCCGAUUCUUGACGCAGCCCACAGCUUUAGCGCUCGCAGCAAUUGUGGAAACGCUGUGGCGAAUGGAGGGUCCGGAUGCUGUAUGGAGAAACAGAACGGUGUUGGUGGCGGCUGUUGCAAGUCAUCAUCCUCUGCCGUCGAUGGUGAGAACGAUGUGGCUGUUAGAUUCCCUGCGCCCAAGUUCAUUCAAUACGAUCCAAGCACCGAGUUGAUCUUUCCUCCAACACUAACCAAGCACGCCUUUCGUCCCUUGGUGUUUGGGAACAAGCGGAAGAAGUGGUAUCGCCCGGUGACUCUUGAGCAGCUCCUGCAGAUCAAGAGCGUCAACCCUUCCGCGAAACUCAUCGGAGGCAGCACCGAAACUCAGAUUGAAGUCAAGUUCAAGGCUAUGCGGUACGAGGCCUCGGUGUACGUUGGAGAUAUUCCGGAACUGCGCCAAUUCUCGUUGCACGAUGAUUAUCUAGAGCUGGGCGCCAAUGUCUCCUUGACUGACUUGGAGUCCAUCUGUGAUCAGGCGUUAGAGAGAUAUGGACCGGUCAAAGGUCAACCUUUUACCUCGAUCAAGAAGCAAUUGCGCUACUUUGCCGGAAGGCAGAUUCGCAACGUUGCUUCACCUGCUGGCAAUCUGGCCACGGCAUCUCCGAUCUCCGAUCUCAACCCUGUAUUCAUGGCGACAAAUACCAUUCUCAUCGCCAAGUCUCUCCAGCAGGAGAUUGAAAUUCCCGUCACUCAAUUCUUCAAGGGUUACAGGACUACUGCGCUUCCUCCAGAUGCGAUCAUUGCCAGCCUCCGCAUUCCAGUUGCUCAAGAGCAUGGUGAAUACAUCAGGGCUUAUAAACAAUCGAAACGCAAGGACGACGAUAUCGCCAUUGUCAAUGCUGCGUUACGCGUGUCACUGUCACUUUCAAACGAAGUCAAAAGCACCAAUCUUGUAUUCGGUGGAAUGGCACCGAUGACCGUGGCGGCUAAGAAUGCAGAGGCCUACCUUGUUGGGAAGAAGUUCACUAGUCCCGCGACCCUGGAGGGUGUUAUGCAGGAGCUUGAACGCGAUUUUGAUCUCAAAUUCGGUGUUCCCGGAGGGAUGGCGACAUAUCGCAAGUCUCUUGCAAUGGGGUUCUUUUAUCGUUUCUACCACGAUGUCUUGUCCAAGUUGGAAGUCAAGUCGACAGAUAUUGACCAGGACGUGAUUGAUGAGAUCGAGCGUUCUAUAUCGACUGGACAGAAGGAUCAUGAAGCAUCAGCGGCUUACCAGCAACGCAUUGUCGGGCAGGCAACACCCCAUGUCUCGGCUCUGAAGCAAGCAACGGGAGAAGCGCAAUACACAGAUGACAUCCCUCUUCAACAGAACGAGCUUUAUGGAUGUCUGGUCCUCUCUACCAAGGCUCACGCCAAGAUCCUCGGUGUUGACGCAUCCGCUGCUUUGGAUUUGCCCGGCGUUGUUGACUACGUCGAUCAUACCGAUCUCCCAAACCCUGAGGCCAAUUGGUGGGGUGCACCCAAGUGCGACGAGCAGUUCUUUGCAGUGGAAAAGGUAAAUACUGCCGGACAGCCCAUCGGAAUGAUUCUUGCAAAGACAGCCAAAGCUGCCGAGGAUGCUGCAAGGGCCGUCAAAGUUGAAUACGAAGAAUUACCAGCCAUCCUCACCAUCGAGGAGGCCAUUGAUGCGGAGUCCUAUUUUGAGCACUACCGCUUCAUCAAGGAUGGUAAUACUGUGGCUGCCUUUGAGAAAGCCGACCAUAUCUUCACUGGGGUCUCUAGAAUGGGUGGGCAGGAGCACUUCUAUCUAGAGACGCAGGCUUGUGUCGCAGUUCCCAAGCCGGAGGAUGGAGAGAUGGAAAUUUGGAGUGGUACCCAGAAUCCUACCGAAACGCAAACAUAUGUCGCUCAGGUCACCGGCGUUGCGGCGAAUAAAAUUGUCUCCCGCGUGAAGCGCCUCGGUGGUGGAUUCGGAGGUAAGGAGACGAGAUCUGUGCAGCUGGCUGGGAUCUGUGCCGUUGCAGCGCGCAAAGCAAAACGACCUGUUCGAUGCAUGCUCAAUCGGGAUGAGGACAUCGUGACCUCGGGCCAGCGACACCCUUUCCUGUGUCGGUGGAAGGUCGGCGUGAGUAAAGAGGGCAAGCUUCUUGCUCUCGAUGCCGAUAUUUUCGCAAAUGGCGGCCAUACACAGGACCUGUCGGGUGCUGUCGUCGAGAGAUCGCUCUCCCACGUGGACGGCGUCUACAAGAUCCCCAACGUCCAUGUCCGCGGGCGCGUUUGCAAAACCAACACGGUCUCGAAUACCGCGUUCCGUGGCUUUGGAGGUCCCCAGGGGCUAUUCUUCGCCGAGAGCUUCAUCUCGGAGAUCGCAGACCACCUUGAUAUUCCCGCGGAGGACUUGCGCGCGCUGAACAUGUAUAAACCGGGCGAAACAACCCACUUCAACCAGGAGCUUAAGGACUGGUACGUCCCUCUGAUGUACAAGCAAGUACUGGAAGAAAGCUCCUACCAGGAACGUCGCCAAGCCGUGGAGGAAUAUAACAGCCGACACAAAUGGUCGAAGCGUGGAAUGGCCAUCGUUCCGACCAAAUUCGGCAUUUCCUUUACCGCACUGUUCCUCAACCAGGCCGGAGCACUGGUUCAUAUUUACCACGAUGGGAGCGUGCUGGUAGCCCACGGGGGUGUUGAGAUGGGCCAGGGCCUGCAUACCAAGAUGACCAUGAUCGCCGCCCAGGCGUUACAAAUCCCUCAGUCGGACGUGUUCAUCUCCGAGACCGCCACCAACACCGUGGCCAACACGUCCGCCACGGCGGCGUCGGCAAGCUCCGAUCUCAACGGGUAUGCCAUCUUCAAUGCGUGUGAGCAGCUCAACGCGCGCCUCGCGCCGUACCGCGAGAAGAUGCCCGACGCCAACAUGAAGCAGCUGGCGCACGCCGCGUACUUUGACCGGGUGAACCUCUCCGCGCAGGGCUACUACCGCACCCCAGACAUCGGCUACGUCUGGGGCGAGAACAAGGGCCAGAUGUUCUUCUACUUCACGCAGGGCGUCACUGCGGCCGAGGUGCAGAUCGACACCCUGACGGGUGACUGGACCCCGCUGCGCGCCGACAUCAAGAUGGACGUCGGCCGCAGCAUCAACCCGGCGGUCGACUACGGCCAGAUCGAGGGUGCCUUCGUGCAGGGCCAGGGUCUCUUCACAACCGAGGAGAGCCUGUGGCACCGCGCCUCGGGCCAGAUCUUCACCAAGGGGCCGGGCAACUACAAGAUCCCGGGCUUCAGAGAUAUCCCGCAGGUCUUCAACGUCAGCCUGCUCAAGGAUGUCGAGUGGGAGAAUCUACGCACCAUCCAGCGCUCACGGGGCGUCGGCGAGCCACCUCUCUUCAUGGGCAGCGCGGUUUUCUUUGCCAUCCGUGAUGCGCUCAAGGCCGCCCGCAAGCAAUGGGGGGUCCACGAUGUAUUACGCCUUGUCAGUCCCGCCACCCCGGAGCGCAUCCGUGUCAGCUGUGCAGAUCCUAUCAUCGAGAGGGCAAGGGUUACUCCCCAAGAGGGGGAGAAGAGCUUCUUCGUCGCCAUUUAA